Molecule: messenger RNA, 1554 nt
Organism: Salvelinus fontinalis (brook trout)
Lineage: Eukaryota; Metazoa; Chordata; Actinopteri; Salmoniformes; Salmonidae
Product: hematopoietically-expressed homeobox protein hhex-like
Exons: 4
Coding region: 216-1070 (284 amino acids)
Biological process (GO): regulation of transcription by RNA polymerase II; cell differentiation
Molecular function (GO): RNA polymerase II cis-regulatory region sequence-specific DNA binding; DNA-binding transcription factor activity, RNA polymerase II-specific
Source: RefSeq, a predicted model, not a curated record
GUGUGUGUGUACCUGCAGGAAGUGGCCUGCUCCGUUAUCUCCUCCCUCUAAUGCUGAGAUAUGAAGUAGCUUUAACUGGGGUCACACUCACCAGCGAACAAACCUCAGCUUACUCAUGGAGAGAGAGAGAGGCAGGCGCCUAUAGGUUUCCUACACUUCUUCCUUUGACAGCAGAAGAUAAUAUAGUUGGAUAGAGAUAUUAUUCAUUACGCAAGAUGCAGUACCAACACAGUGCGCCUUCAGCCAUGGGUGUUCCUCUUUACGCGCCGACCCCUAUCCAGCCCGUCCACCCGACUCCUUUCUACAUAGAAGACAUCCUGGGGAGAAAUGAGACCCUGGCCCAGUCUUCAGCGGUGGUCUCCACGCCAAAUCUACCGUCACCGAAUUCAUCCUUCACCAGUUUGGUCUCUCCGUACCGGACCCCCAUCUAUGAACCGACACCGAUCCACCCUGCGUUCUCUCACCACGCCGCGCUGACAGCCACGUAUGCCUCGGGGGCUUUCGCUAAUUCACUGUAUCCAUUCCACCGCACUAUGGGGGACUAUACUCAUGCUCUGAUCAGGCACGAUCCGCUUGGUAAACAACUUCUAUGGAGCCCGUUCAUUCAGCGUCCACUGCACAAGAGAAAAGGUGGACAAGUCCGAUUCUCCAACGACCAGACGAUAGAGUUGGAGAAGAAGUUUGAGACACAGAAGUACCUUUCACCCCCAGAACGAAAACGACUGGCGAAAAUGUUGCAACUGAGUGAACGACAGGUGAAGACGUGGUUCCAAAAUCGAAGAGCCAAGUGGAGGCGACUGAAGCAGGAGAACCCUACCGGCAGUAAGACAGAUCUGGAGGACGAGAGCACCGGGAGAAACUGCGAGGAGGGACCGGAGUCCGGUGUGAGCCUCAGCCCGGGCCGGGACCAGAGAUGUAGGGCUACAGAGAUGACGCACACUCACAGUCGGUUGCAGUGUUCCACAUCGCCUCUAUCACAAGGACAAAUAGAGUCAGACAUGUCAGAUGAUACAGACCAAGAGCUGGACAUAGAGGAUGACAUGGAGUUCCCACUGAAUCCACAGAUAUGAGCUCAUCAGAUCACUGUUUACAGGUCAACCUGGAUGUUGUCCCACUGGGUGACUGACGGCCCGGGAAGAGGACCAACGUCAGUAAACAUUUGUCGUAGCAUCUGGGACAUUGAUUUGUUUUUUGUAUAUAAUUACCUGUAUAUUUUGUGAUGUUGUUUUAAUGUCAUUAUGAGUUUAAAAAAAUAAAUAUGAAUUGAGAAAAAAAAAUGAGCGUCGGAAACGGUUAGGCCUACGAACGACAUGUUUUGAUCUAGGACGACCACAAACCUCUCUGGACGGGAACGUAAACAUUUCACGGUAUUCGGCUCAUGUGACAUAUACAAUUUGAUUUGAUUUGAAGGAAGCCUCGUACCGGUUAAAAACAUGAAUGGAAUUAUGUGGAUGUAGUUUAGUGCCUUUUAUUUUUGUUGUUAAAUACGGGUACAAAUAUGAAAAUAAAAUCCUGAUCGUUCUUAUACCUCUCAGAUAUCGGACAGACACUUUA